UUUCAGAUUAAACUUGUGAAUGUCAGUGUUAAAUAUGAUGAUUGUGUUUCUGUCUCUGUGUCAAAUGCAGUUUCUCAUGUUUCAGUUCAAAGAAUCAGGAAGAAACUCAUCACCUACAACCCGAACACAGUCACACCUGAUCUGAAUACACUAUCUCUUCAAGAUGUUCGUCCAGCUCAAACCACAUUUCUGAAGAAAAACCACCGCAGCAGGUUUCAGUUUGACUGAACGACACUAAAACUAGCACAGAGAGAUCAGACACGAUUUGAACUUUGUACUUUUUUUUCAAAGACUAAAACUGAGAACUGAAUAAAUAUACACAAUUUUAAAAUCACAAUGGUUUAUUUACAUAUGUGACUUGAAGGAAACCAAAAGUAAUCAGAUUACAUUACUUUCAUAUUGUGGUGCUUGGAUUACGUCACUGGAUACUUUUUUAAGUAAGUGUGCAAAUGCAGCGAGUGAACAGGAGGGUCAAACUCUUGUGGGAGGAUUCACACCAGCUUGAAUGAUUUCAGCAGAUAGUUUUAUUAAAGCAGAUGCUGAACGAAUGAAGAAAAUGCUUCACAUGUUUGUUUUGUUCUGUUUGUACUGGAUGAGCCUGACUGGUGUGUUUGCUGCUGAAACAAAUAAAAUACUGUCAGUAAUGGAGGGAGAUUCUGUCACUUUAUACAUUGAUGAUACUGAAAUACAGAAAGGCGACAAUAUACUGUGGAAAUAUGGAGCUGAAAAGCAUGUUAUAGCUGAAAUCAGUAGAAAUUAUGGAUUGUUCAUCACAUAUAACGGCACUGAUGGGAGAUUCAGAGACAGACUGAAGCUAGACGAUCAAACUGGAUCUCUGACCAUCACAAACACCAGAGCUGAACAUGCUGGAGUUUAUCAACUAGAGAUAAGGGGAGUGGAUCUGACAUCAAAAACAUUCAAUGUUUCUGUCUAUGCUCGUCUGCCUGUUCCUGUCAUCAGCAGUAACUCUUCACAAUGUUCUUCAUCAUCAAAUUGUUCAUUGGUGUGUUCAGCUGUGAAUGUGAGUCAUGUGACUCUCUCCUGGUACAAAGGAAACAGUUUAUUGUCCAGCAUCAGUGCGUCUGAUCUCAGCAUUAGUCUCUCUCUACCUCUGGAGGUGGAAUAUCAGGAUAAAAACACCUACAGCUGUGUGCUGAACAAUUCAUUCACUAACCAAACAAGACAUCUGGACAUCACUCAACAUCACACAUGUGCAGUUCCUCCAGUCUCAGUCUCUCUGAUAGUGUUGAUCUCUGCUGGAUCUCUGUUGAUUAUAACUCUGUUCAGGAUCUUCUGUAUCUGCGGAAAAUGUAGAAAAACAGACCAACCAGUUCAGAUUUGUGAAGAUGAGAAAACUUCAGCCGUUCUGUUUCAUAAUCCAAUGCUCUACGAAAGAAACACACAUAAAUUGAGAGCUGAAGAGUACAGUCGUGUGGAGUAUAUGUCUGUCAGCAUGAGAAGAUGAUUCAGUCUUUACCAGAUCCAUCUGUGAUCAUUUUAUAGUAAACUCCUGCAGUCUAUAGUAUUAAUAUUGAGAUUGAUAUUAAGAUCAUCUCAAGACCUUGUUUUUGUUAUUUUUAAAAUAUAUCCAAUGUAUAAAUUUGGUCAUUUUAAGAAUAAGUCAAUGUGUAUUCCCUGUUGUAAUAUUUGUAACAUCAUGCAAUUGUUUGAUGGUUAUAGAUUUCUUUCGUUUUCAUCAGUUUUGAUGAGUAAAAAAAGGGAGAAACGCUGCUAACAGACGUAUUUUUUUUCAGUAUUAUAACAGCGCUGUUAUAACUGAGUAACAACACAUUUUGUUCCAAGGCUGUGAUCUAUUCUGUGACAAAUGGGAUUGGUUCAUGAAACAAAUCCUUCA
Ctenopharyngodon idella (grass carp) is the source of this 1855-nucleotide messenger RNA. RefSeq lists its product as uncharacterized. Lineage: Eukaryota; Metazoa; Chordata; Actinopteri; Cypriniformes; Xenocyprididae. The transcript has 6 exons. Bases 506 to 1465 code for a protein of 319 amino acids. The record is from RefSeq and is a predicted model, not a curated record.